Messenger RNA from Cyprinus carpio (common carp), 1428 nucleotides. RefSeq names its product zinc finger protein 205. Lineage: Eukaryota; Metazoa; Chordata; Actinopteri; Cypriniformes; Cyprinidae. The transcript is spliced from 5 exons. Bases 173 to 1153 code for a protein of 326 amino acids. The record is from RefSeq and is a predicted model, not a curated record.
CCUCGAACGGUGACGUACUUCUCUAGGAAAUAGUCAACUGUUUUGUGUAAACACUAUUGAUGCGCGCUCGGCAUUUACCGAAGGAAAGCACCAGAUCGCACGCGAGCUCCUCUACCCUCGUAAGCAUCAUCUGUACCAUACACGCACUUUAUUCGACACUUAAGCGACUAGGAUGUCCGCGUCGGUCGAUAUCCACGCGCAGCUGGCGUCGAUCCUCGAGCGCUUCGCCAAAUGCGCGCUGCUGGAGAUGAGUCGCGCGGUGGAGCAGGAGAUGACGCGCCGCCAGAUGGAGACGGAGACGCUGCUGGUCAAGCUUCAGUUCACCGAGAGCGAGCUGCGAUCGGCGCGACAGAGUCAGGCGUACCCGCGCUCCGUGGGAACACAAGUCAACAACAGCGGACAGAGAGAGGUGAACCUCAACCUUGUGAAGUUCAAUGAAAACUUUGACGGAGAAACACAGACAGAGACGUACACAGACGAUUCUUCAGCACAGACAUUCGCACUGAAUAUACAGGAAGAUGGAAUCAAAUCCAUUCGGAUCAAAGAGGAGCACAUGGAUGAAGGACAGUGGGACAGCGGACCGAUAUCUCCUGCUCUUUGCCCGUUGGGUCCAGAGGUGGAAGACCAGGACAGUUUCAGCGCGGGAACAACAGGACCAGCUAGAGAGGGCCGGAGUAAAAUCAAGCCCAGCGGAUUGUGGAAUUCACCCGUUUCUGAGGAAUAUCCCAUCAACUCCGAAGGCCAGAGUUUGGACGCGUCUCCUCUGGAAUCAGGCGAGCGAUACGAGAACCGACGGCCGGAUCUGAACACACAGCACCCCGUGGAGGAAGCGUACAGACCGGAGGAGGUCUCCCUGCGUGCGAACCCAUCAGCGGCGGAGAGGAGCUCUCGCUGCCCUCAGUGCGGAAAGACCUUCACUACACGCUUCUACCUGAAGAUCCACCAGCGCAUCCACACCGGAGAGAGACCCUACACCUGCCCACAGUGCGGCAAGGGCUUCUACUGCAACUCACACCUGAUCUCACACCAGCGCUCGCACACCGGAGAGAAACCCUACAGCUGCGAGGAGUGCGGCAAGUCUUACUCGCACUUAAACUCGCUCAAACUGCACCAGCGCAGCCACACAGAAGAAGAGGCGUAUGCGUACUGGUGAUCCAUGACCUGCCACAUGACUUCGUUUGACAUUCGACACAUAUUUUUAUAUUUUCACACAACUUUUUAUCGAGUAGCUGGUUGACAUUACCUUUAUAUCCAUUUAUUUUCUAUUUGUUAAAUAUCGAUUGAUACAUAAAAUGCAUUUCAUUUAUAUAUAAAUACAUUUUUCAUUUUAUGACCCGUGUUGUUUUAUGAUAUUUUAUUAGUUUGUAUGGAUUAUUUAAUAUGGGAGCAUCGUUUUGCAAUUGACAAUAAAAACCCGUGACUUUCUGA